Molecule: messenger RNA, 1017 nt
Organism: Acanthosepion pharaonis
Lineage: Eukaryota; Metazoa; Mollusca; Cephalopoda; Sepiida; Sepiidae
Source: the annotation of a GenBank genome assembly
AUGUUCUUGCGAUUAAACAAUCAAAAAGCUGAAGAACUUGUUGUAACUUCCAUUUUGACCAAGCCGUACUUAACAGAAGAAGUAAACCUAACAUCAGGCCACAUUACUUACAAAGGUUUCAUUGUCGACUUAAUGGACGAUCUUGCCGCUUAUGCGAAUUUCAAAUACAAGAUCCGUACUGUCCAAGAUGGAAUGUUUGGUAGCAAACGUGAAGACGGCAAUUGGACCGGAAUGAUUGGAGAAAUCGUUUCAAAGACUGCAGACAUAGCUGCCGCUCCGUUGACUGUCACGUCCGAAAGACAAGCUGUAGUUCAAUUCUCCAUGCCUUUCCAGAGUACCGGACCUGCCAUUCUAAUGCGCAAACCACCAAACGACACGCCCGAUUUUGCUGGUCGUCUGCUUCGUCUUUUUGCUCCAAUGUCGUCUAGUGUUUGGCUGUUAUCUCUGAUUGGCAUCAUGGCUACAGGUACCGUUCUCUACAUCAUCUGUUAUUUCAGUCCGAUCGAAUGGCGCAAAAUGGCGAUGAACAACCAGGCCAGCGACAGAGAACGAGAAUCAUUUACUUGCAUGAACGCUUUCUGGUUUAUUGCCGGCAGUCUCACAUGGCAAGGUUUUGAGAGAACUCCCCGUUCCGUUGGAGGUCGCGUCGUCGUUUUUACUUGGUGGUUGUUCUGUGCCUUAUUCCUGAUGACCUACACAGCCAGUCUGACAAAUUAUCUUCGGAUUAUGUCACAAUGGGAUGUCUUCUGGAGCAAACUCGAUGUGUCAGACCUGAAAGAACUGUCUGCUCAAAACUCUAUUGAGUAUGGCAUGCUGGAAGGUGGUGCAACCCAGAUGUUCUUUCAGAACAGCAAAGUACCAGCCUUCAAACACAUCUACACUGACGUCAAACAUCGAAACGCUUUCCAUACCGGGUUUGAAGUUGGCCACAGCUAUAAACCAGGGUAUUCUGGAAAUGAGGGAGGAUGGGCGACUUCAUUCACUCAAAAUCCACUGGUGGAAAGAUCAGUGUUCUAA